AUGUCAAGGUAUUCUAAUCUACAUAAAGUUUUAACUGUUCCUGGAUGUGUCUUAAGAUUUGUUAAGAACUGUCAGGAAAAACGUCCAUAUCGACGAAGGAGUUCACAAGGCGACAGGAAGCUCAAGACAAUUCUAACAAAAGAGGAAAUGUCAUUAGCUAUGAAUUUAUGGAUCAAAGAUACACAGCAAGACAGAACAUACCAGGAAAAAAUGGCAAGUUCUGUAGGUACUACAACGCAAACACCAGAUACUAUAAAUGUCGUCGUAACAUAUAUACGAGUUUCUGAUAAAUAUGGAAAUCGUCUUGAUCGAAAAGAACUUAAUUUGGGAAAACACUGGUCUGAGAUAGAAUUCAGAGAAGCGCUAGCCGACAAUUUUAAAGGAAUUAGGCGAGCAUUUAGGCAAAAGGAUGCAGAUCCGAUAGGAGAUGACAUUGGUCUGUAUUAUAAAGAUGUUACUAAGAGAAAGAAAUGUAAACUUUUACCUUUUCCAAAUUAUGUAAAGACAACGCAAGACUUGAUUGGUCUGUUUAAUGGUUCAACAUCCAACAUUGAAUUUUUCAUACAGAGGAAUCAUGAUGGGCAAGCGGACAGUAAACAUGGUAGACGAAAACUCAUAGCCGAAGGUCUGUUUGAUGCAACCCUACUUGCAGCCAAUAUAAACCAAUUGAGAAACGUGAUAGAUGCUGGAAUCAACCAGAACAUGAUGGCUAGUUCAGUAGGUACUACCACGCAAACAUCAGAUACUAUACAGGCUACGGUAACAUAUAUAAGAAUUUCUGAUAAAUACGGAAAUCAUCUUGAUCGGAAAGAACUUCGUUUGGGUAUAACAUGGCCAGAGAGAGAAUUCAGAGCAGAACUAGCUGAUAAGUUCAAGGACAUCAAGCGAGAAUCUAGGCAAAAAGAUGCUGAUCCGAUAGGAGAUGAUGUUGGUCUAUACUAUAAAGAUGUUAAAAGGAGAAAGAAGCUUCAACUUUUCCCUUUUCCAAAUUAUGUUAAAACAACGCAAAACUUGAUUGAUCUGUUUGAUGGUUCCACAUCCAACAUUGAAUUUUACAUACAGAGGAAUCAUGAUGGGCAAGCGGACAGUAAACACGGUAGACGAAAGCUCAUAGCUGAGGGCCUGUUUGAUAUGACCCUAUUUGCGGUCAAUAUAAACCAAUUGAUAAAAGUGAUGGAUGCUGGGUCAACUUUAAAAUAUUACAAAGCGCGUCUAGGAUUACUUGGAACUUCUCUCCUCAUUCAAUUCCUCAUUGCACUGCUUGUAUGUGUGGUAUUUGCUAGUAAGAAUUCUUCGGGCAAACUUCAUCAUUUCAUUAAUGUCGGAAUAAUGUUCCUCACAUCUGUUACAUUGGUGUUAAAUAUUUCUAUAGUAGCUUUUGACGCAAAACAAAAAUGA
Mytilus trossulus (common blue mussel) is the source of this 1398-nucleotide messenger RNA. RefSeq lists its product as uncharacterized. Gene Ontology annotation, biological process: cell adhesion; tissue regeneration. Lineage: Eukaryota; Metazoa; Mollusca; Bivalvia; Mytilida; Mytilidae. Gene Ontology annotation, cellular component: membrane. Bases 1 to 1398 code for a protein of 465 amino acids. The transcript has 7 exons. The record is from RefSeq and is a predicted model, not a curated record.